This is a messenger RNA of Daucus carota subsp. sativus, 1789 nucleotides long. Its product is annotated as flavonoid 3'-monooxygenase CYP75B137. Gene Ontology annotation, molecular function: iron ion binding; monooxygenase activity; oxidoreductase activity, acting on paired donors, with incorporation or reduction of molecular oxygen. Lineage: Eukaryota; Viridiplantae; Streptophyta; Magnoliopsida; Apiales; Apiaceae. The coding region runs from base 103 to 1665 and encodes 520 amino acids. The record is from RefSeq and is a predicted model, not a curated record. The transcript has 2 exons.
AUAUACUCUCGUCUCUCUAUACCAGAUACACAUCUCUCAUCAACAUCCUCAAUUUGAUUUUUCAUCUACACCUCUCUAUUAUUCUACUAUAUCCUUAAUCAAAUGUAUCAAGAAAACCUAAUCAAUGUAUCUGAUGCAUGGUUAUGGUUGGGGAAUUUUGGCAACACGAACAUUCGUGCAUGCAUACUAAUGACUAUACUUGUAUUCAUUUCAUGGUUUGCAGUAUUCAUUAAGUCGAAGAAGACUAGCCAUCCAUUACCACCAGGCCCUAGAGGCUUGCCGCUAGUUGGAAACUUCUUGUCUCUUGACGCGGACAACCUCCACAUAUGUUUCGCGAAUCUGGCUAAAACCUAUGGUCCAGUCAUGAAACUUCAGCUAGGCCGAAAGGCAUGUAUUGUGAUCACCUCCCCUUCCUUGGCAUGUGAAGUGUUUAAAGAACAAGAAAUCAACUUUAUUAACCGCGAGGUUACAGCUGCAGGAUUUGAGGCCUCGUAUGGUGGCACGGACAUUGUGUGGACACCAUACGGGCCUGAGUGGCGAAUGUUGAGGAAGGUUUGUGUGCAUGAGAUGCUAAGUAACACUGCAUUAGACUCUGUUUAUAGUCUGAGAAGGAGAGAGAUCCGACGGACUGUUCAGUAUAUAUACAGCCAAAUAGGUUCACCAGUUAAUGUAGGUGAGCACAUGUUCUUGACGAUAAUAAAUGUUAUUACUAACAUGAUGUGGGGUAGUACAGUUAAGGGAGAAGAAAGGGUUGUGAUUGGAACAAAGUUUAGGCAAGUGGUUAAUGAAAUCACUCAGCUGUUGGGAAUGCCUAAUGUAUCGGAUUUUCAUCCUGGUCUUGCUAGAUACGAUUUUCAAGGGAUCCAGAAGAAGAUGAAAGACUUGGUAAAGAGGUUUGACGAUAUCUUUGAGACUGUUAUCAGUGAAAAGCAGAAAACAGGACAGGAAGGGAUUAGGGAUUUUAUGGAGUGUUUGUUGAAGUUUAAAAGUGAUCCAGAUGCGAAAAUUCCUUUUACCAUGACCCAUAUUAAGGCCUUGCUCAUGGAUAUGGUGGUUGGUGGAAGUGAGUCAACCUCGAACACAAUGGAGUUUGCGUUGGCUGAGUUGAUAAACAAACCACAACUAAUGCAGAAAGUUCAAGAAGAAUUGCAGACUGUAGUUGGAGACGAUGACAUGGUAGAAGAAUCUCAUAUUCACAAACUACCUUACUUAUAUGCAGUUAUGAAAGAGACUCUUAGGUUACACGCUCCUAUACCGCUCAUGGUGCCUCGUUGUCCUACUGAGACAAGUGUUGUUGGCGGCUACACAAUUCCAAAAGGAGCCCGUGUUUUUAUAAACGUAUGGUCUAUACACCGGGAUCCUAGCAUUUGGGAAAGACCUCUGGAAUUUGAUCCUGAGAGAUUUUUAGAUGAUAAAUGGGAUCACAGUGGCAAAAAUUUUAGUUAUUUACCAUUUGGAUCAGGACGGAGAAUUUGUGCUGGGAUUACUAUGGCUGAAAGGAUGUUCUUGCUUUCCCUUGCAUCACUAGUGCAUUCGUUUAACUGGAACCUCCCGCAAGGAAUGAAAAUUGAUUUAUCUGAGAAGUUCGGGAUUGUGUUAAAGAAAAGAAUUCCUCUUGUUGCUAUUCCAACACCAAAACUAUCCAAACUUGAGCUCUACCAGUGAACAGGAUAGUCCAUAAUUCAUGUUGUUACUUUUUCCUAGUCAAAACUUAAAAUAAAUAACCUGUUCAUGUAAAAAAUCACUUAAUAUUAAUUAGCAAAAAAGAAAAUAACCGUUCUCAUUUUUA